This is a messenger RNA of Cladocopium goreaui, 1724 nucleotides long. Lineage: Eukaryota; Dinophyceae; Suessiales; Symbiodiniaceae. The record is from the annotation of a GenBank genome assembly.
GUCCCCUCAGAUUGCACCAUCCAUCUACCUGGAGAGCCAUGGGGCACUCUUCCUCGAAGAGCGCUGAAAGCGUGUGCCCCACAGACAUCAGACAUGCCAGCUCCGAGACUGAGGAAUCUCGAGCCGACAAGUCCGACAAGUUGCAUGUGGGUCACAAGUCCCAGAUGAAACGCAUCUGCCGGAUCUUGCAGUCAAAACUUCAGGAGCUCUCAAGGUCUGGAGGAUCGAGAGCAGAACUCCAAGAAUGUGAAGAUUUUGCCCGGCAGAUGGAGGCACUGCUUGACUUACAGACCUCACGUGGACGUGGGGUUUCCAAGGAGCAUGCUUUGCCCCAAGAAGUGAAGGAAUGGCUGGUGAAUCAGUGGACAGAGGGAAGUUUCCGCUUAGGCGAGGAACUCAGCCCCAUUCGAGGCACGGCUACCCUCAGAGCUACCCAAUCAGUUCCCUUCAACGACGAACUCAAAGAUCUCUUAAACCUGGUGGGCACUCCGGAUGUUGAUGUUGUGGCUGUACAAAAGCAACCAGAGGUUGCCGGAAACGUCAUCACUGUUCUUUUUGUGUAUACUUUGAGCUAUGGUGGUGUUUUCGACCAACUCCCUGUUGAGUGUCUGUCAGACUCCAGCACGGGGGAGAUCUUCCAGGACCGUUUGGUGAAAUUUGUCUCAGCCAUUGAGGGAGCCUACCAGGACAUGCCCUACCACAACAACAUGCAUGCAGCAGAUGUCGCUAUGAUGAUGCACUCAUUCUGCCUUACUUCCAACAUGUCGUGGAUCUCGCCACUUGAUCACUUGCUGAGCCUGAUUACGGCAGUGAUUCACGAUGUCGGCCAUGAUGGCGUGAACAACAUGUUCCAUGUGAAGGCCCAGUCGCCUGUUGCCUUGCGCUACAAUGACAGGAGUGUGCUUGAGAACAUGCAUUGCGCCUUGGCCUUUGAACUCAUGAAGGAGAAUGAGGAGACAAAUUGGCUGUCGUUGAUGAACACCAGUUUUGCCAUGGAUCCCAAGGAGAAACCAACUGACCUGCGCCAGUACUUGCGUAGAGCCGCAAUUGAGAUGGUCUUGGCGACCGACCCCACCAAACACAACGCUCUGAUGGACGAUUUGAAAGCACUGAUUCAGGCAAAAUCCAUCCAAGCAGAGGGUGGGUUGAGUGAUGCCAAGCAGAAGCAAGAUGCCUUCAAUGUCCUUUUGCAUGCAGCAGAUGUGUCCAAUGCCACUCGAAAGCUGCCCAUUGCGUUGUAUUGGUCAAGGCAAGUCCUCCUUGAAUUUUGGGCGCAGGGUGACCAUGAAAGGUCCCUGGGCUUGGAGGUGUCACCUUUGUGUGACCGUGCCAGUGGAAUGGCAUCAGUGCCCCAAGGGCAGAUCGGUUUCAUCGGUUUCAUCGUGCGACCUUUGUAUCAACAACUCGGCCUUCUUUUGCCAGAAAUACUUCAAGCAGUUGAGCAGUUGAAGAAGACCGAGGCCUAUUGGCAGCAAAAGAAGGAGGACAAUGCAAACUUUUUGGAGUCCUUUGCCAUUUUGGAUCAGUGAGAUAUCAAUGAGAUAUCAGUGAAAGAUCCCUGUAACAGUUUGUGACCACUCUUUUGUUGCUGGUGGCCGCGGCUGCGUUACUUUUCGUCUCACCGCCCUACAGUAAUUUGAUCGCAUUCAUGUCUGUGCCAAAAAUAGAGUACUUAGUUCUUGAUCUUCAGAAAGCGCCAAAAAUAAUCCAAAAAUGAUCAAAAA